Lotus japonicus is the source of this 2292-nucleotide messenger RNA. RefSeq names its product WAT1-related protein At1g25270-like. The transcript has 7 exons. Lineage: Eukaryota; Viridiplantae; Streptophyta; Magnoliopsida; Fabales; Fabaceae. Gene Ontology annotation, cellular component: plasma membrane. Gene Ontology annotation, molecular function: transmembrane transporter activity. Bases 78 to 1307 code for a protein of 409 amino acids. The record is from RefSeq and is a predicted model, not a curated record.
UCACUCCAUUAUUUUCUUUUGCAACAAGUUUUUAUGAUAGAUCUGCAAGAUUGAGUGAAGUGAGUGUGCAACAUAAAAUGGGAAAAAUAAUAAGGAAAGUGCAGGGGUUGAAACCUGCUCUAGCGAUGUUGACGGUGCAGAUUAUUUUCUCUACGACAAACGUGGUCUACAAACUUGCCAUAAACGAUGGAGUGAGUGUCAAAAUUCUCACUGCCUACCGUCUCAUGUUCGCUGGAGCUUUCACCGUUCCACUAGCUCUUAUUCUUGAAAGGAAGAACAGAGCAAAGCUUACUUGGAGAGUGCUUUUCAUGUCAUUUAUCUGUGGUUUAUUAGGGGGGAGUUUGUUCCAAAACCUUUAUUUGGCAUCCUUGGCCUUGAUAUCAGCAACAUUUGCUUCUGCUUCUAUAAAUCUCGUUCCCGCAGUCACUUUUAUUUUGGCCAUCACAUUCGGUUUAGAAAAAUUGAAACUUCACAAGGCAGCAGGCAAGGCUAAGGUGCUUGGAACAAUAUCAGGAAUUGGAGGGGCAAUGAUGUUGACCUUUCUCAAAGGUGUGGAACUUAGCAUUUGGCCUUUCCAUAUCAACAUCCUUCAUAAAAAACACACUGGAACACACUCUAAUAGUAAACUACCUGGUAUCUUUUGUGGUCUUGCAAGCUGCUUUUGUUACUCUAUAUGGCUCAUCAUUCAGGCUAAGAUGAGCAAAGAAUAUCCGAGUCAUUACACUAGUACAGCUUUGAUGACCUUAAUGGCGGCGGUGCAAGCCACUAUUUUUUCCCUUUGUUUUGAGAAGGAUUGGAGCCAAUGGAGGUUGGGCUGGAGUAUUAGGCUUCUAGCUGCAGCAUAUUCGGGAAUUAUGUCAUCUGGAUUAGUGGUUGUUCUAAUUGCAUGGUGUGUGAGGAUGAAAGGUCCACUGUAUGUCUCUGUUUUCAAUCCAGUGAUGCUUGUGCUUACUUCCAUUGUUGGUUCCUUGAUACUGGAUGAGAAUCUUUACCUUGGAAGUGCAAUUGGAGCGGUUCUAAUUAUGAUUGGAUUGUACAUGGUGUUGUGGGGUAAGCACAAAGAAAUUCAAAAGCUGCCCGUGAAAAUCACUCCAGAAAUUGGAACAGUUGAGGUUGCUGUCACGCCCACAAAAGUAGAGCAUGAUAAUAGAAGUUGUAGUAGCAUCAACAACAAUUAUGAGAACAAUAUUAUUGAUAGUUCAUCAAAAAGUUGUCAAGAAGAAGGACACAUCAAGGAAAAUAACAUAAAAGAAACGGCCUCAGAUGACAUGAAAAGUGCAAAUAACACAAAAUCUGAAGAGCCAUAGAGGGUACAUGUUGAAGCAGGACAUCAUGUCAUCAUUUUCACCUUCCUUUGCAAAAGGGAAAAGUUUUGAGAAUGAGAAGUGUUUGGUAUAUUUGAUUAAUGUUUUUGAAAAGGGGUCGUAGGUAACCCAACCCCUUUUGAAAAUUAUUCUCAAAAUUGUUUUCCAUUUUUUGUUUUUUUUUUUCGAAAGAAGAAAAAUUAUUAAAUGAUGGAUAAUCUUGAGAACAACCUUCUCAAUCUCAAGUAGGUAAAAGAGCAGCCCCAAAAGGCCACCCAAAUACAUCAGCAAAAACAAGAUAAAGGACUGCAAAGCUACCUCUAAAAAGCAGGUCAAAGCCUAAGGAUAAAAAUAAAAGAAAACUAAAGCAAGAAAUCACACAGAUUGCAGCCAACACGAAAUGCAGGAUCUGAAACACAAGAAAGGACCAAGCUUGAAUGAAACUCUCCUCCAAAAACACAAGAAAGUACUUGCAUAGGCCACGAGCUAAGACACAUUGCAACCUGAAUAACUAUCUUUCAUUGCAUGCCUCCAGCCGUAAUCAACAAGGAUUUAACAUCACCACAAAAGUCACUAUACAGUCCAUAAGUAAUUCUUGUGCCUCUUAACAGCAAGCCAAGGCCUUUGGAAAAUAAGAGAAGAAACUUAGCAUACCAUAUCUGAAGUACAAGGGACCAAGCUUGAGUGAAUCUCUCCUCCAAUAAGAGCAUAGAUUUCGUUAGGCAAUUGCAAGACCACAAGCCAAAACACAAUACAGCAAGAAUUAUCACAACAUGGCACUCCUCCAUUCCUACUUCUCUCUAUACCUUGCACCUUAGAUUCUCAUCAUGGGAACAACAGAAAAAAUAGCACUCCCAAUUUUUGUUUUUAAAACUAAAAAUAUAGAACUAAGAUUUGUUUUUUCCCGAAUGAUAGCUCAAUUGAUAAAAGUUGUUGUCUAUGAGGAUAGCUCAAAUGAUAAGAGUUAUGAGACUCAAGGGUUGGGUGA